AUGGCAACCAUUUACGUUAUUGUAAUAUCGGAGCUUGGAGAUAAAACUUUCUUCAUUGCUGCCAUACUCUCCAUUCACCAUCCUCGUCUGGUGGUGUAUCUAGGGGCCAUGUUCGCUCUGACUACCAUGACUGUCCUUUCAGGUAGUGAUUGACCUUGUUUACCCUACCCACCUAGCUCUUCUUGGGUAUGCUACGGAAAUCCUCCCGAGAGUAUACACAUUUUAUCUCUCCGGGGCCCUCUUUAUUAUAUUUGGGGCCAAAAUGCUGUAUGAUGGUCUGCACUUUUACUCACAAUCAUCGUUUUAGCAUACUCAAUGUCUCCUGGCGAUGCGAACGAGGAGUACCAAGAGGUUGAACAGCAAAUUGGGAGUGCUGACGUCAACUUAGGGUCGUCGAGCCAUGUUCGUAUACGCGCCUUGUUGCGAAAGGUUCUGUCGCCCAUUUUCGCAGAGGCUUUUUUGAUGACUUUCUUGGCCGAGUGGGGUGAUCGGUCCCAAUUAACUACUAUUGUGCUGGCUGCACGCGAGGUGCGUUUUCGUAAACUGUUGGCUGUGGCUACUGAAUACUUAUUUGUUUGUUUGGGACAAUUUUAUGGGUUAUUUUUGCACUUCUGAAAGCAAUGCCAGUAGGGCGUUCAGUGGAAAUCGGGGCACACGACCUUUACACAUAAGCCUUACGUGUCCUUUGCUGGGUAGUGCAGUAUCGUAAAUUUUGUACAUCGCGAUUUGCUUAACUUCACACACUUUAGUCGUUCUGACAACUACGCCCAAUAGAGCUCUGUUUAGUCGCCCCGUCAGUCAUUCAAUUGUGCUCUCUAGGUGUUAAUUGUGAACGACACAUGACUUUUUAGCUCUUCAGUGAGCUGGUUCAUUCCUCCCCAUCUCUUCUGUCUUUACGGGGAGGAUGGACUUGAUGACGUUGGAACUUUUAUUAUUGGUAGCUUCGAUGUACAGUGGCAGUCUGCAAGUAACCUAAAAGUAGAUAAAGCCAUAACUAAGUACGGGUUCUCGCGGCUUUCGUAUUUACUCUGAAUUGCUCAGUCCGUUGGGCCUUAAGGCCAACGCUACCAAUAACGAAACUUGUAUGUUGGCAUCUGGUCGCGGGUGUUAUUAUAUGCAUUGAAAAAUAAUGAGAGAUCGAACUAACCUUUUCCUUGACAUUGCUUUCUUGCGUUUUAUCAUCAAGAUGUGGUCUGUGCUUUAAUCUGCAGACAGUUAUCGGGGUAAAAUAUUCAAAUGGAAGUAGCUCUGAACCAGAAGCGUCCAUUGUAGAGAGUAAGCAGCCACGCGAGGUCCUCGUUCUCAAUUUCUUCAUGUGAACCGUUGAUGACUUACAGUCAUCAAAGCUUUUUUAUGCUGGAGCCGAUUACUGCAAUCUUUUACCAUUAAAGACUGUCGCCAGUCCGGAUGACUGAAAAGUCUGUGUUCGGUUCUUCUCCUGAUCCCUGGCUAGCUUUUGAUCAUUUACGAGCGCGUCAUUUUUCGCUAGAUUGGGACCAAACAAAACAGAAAGCUGCCAUGCUUUUCUUUUUCUGAAAGUUGCAACUUUAACUAUGAUUAGUACUUUCUUCCAAAAGUCUUACUAAAACUACCUACCUGCAGUUCAAAAUUAUCCUGUUUUGCACCGAUUAAGACAUAGUACAUUGUAGUAAUUACAACUACUUUGUUAACUUAAGACUUGAAAUCUCAUUCUUCUCAAACAGUCUGCUUUGUUCCAUAUUCAUCCAUCAGAAUGUUCUCGGAGUCAUCACUGGUGGAAUUCUUGGACAUGGUAUUUGCACGGGCCUGGCCGUUUUAGCGGGAAGAGUGGUAGCUCAAAAAAUUUCCGUCAAGUGGCGUAAGUUAAUAGUCUUUUUUGGAAACCCUUCUAAUCAGAUCUCUUAUUACAAGUACGCUUAUCCUUUUGGUUCCCUAGUCUAA
Messenger RNA from Spirometra erinaceieuropaei, 1920 nucleotides. Lineage: Eukaryota; Metazoa; Platyhelminthes; Cestoda; Diphyllobothriidea; Diphyllobothriidae. The record is from the annotation of a GenBank genome assembly.